Molecule: messenger RNA, 2352 nt
Organism: Ustilago hordei
Lineage: Eukaryota; Fungi; Basidiomycota; Ustilaginomycetes; Ustilaginales; Ustilaginaceae
Exons: 1
Coding region: 1-2352 (783 amino acids)
Molecular function (GO): protein binding
Source: RefSeq, a predicted model, not a curated record
AUGCAGGGCCCGACAGCACACGAGGCGCUAUCAGCCUCUUCCUCCGCCUCCUCAUCAUCACCAAAAGACACUUUGCAGCCAUCAUCUUCGGCCAUCUUUGCCUCCACUUCUAAAUCCAGGUCAGCCUCCAGACCAGGUGAACCUGACCGCUUCCCUUUCCGGAAUUCAGUACUCGACAUGGACGCUCUCCUCACUUUCACUUCCCACAACGACGAUGACAGCAUCGACUCCGGCGACAUCUACGACUUUUCCGUUCCAGCAACAAAGCCCCGCUUCAGGCGUCCAUUCGGCAUCAAUGGCGGGCGCAUGUUCAAUCAGCAGGUCAAAUCCAUCGGACACGCACAGGAUCCAAGUUCCACAGUGCGGCGUCUCGACAUCAUCAAUAUUCCAGAUGAGCCCGUCUAUCAGCGUCCACCCACCGCAGAUGAUACCCUUGCGCUCCUCCUUCCGCUCUUGAUCUUGCUCUCGACGCUUCUUUUCCUUUUGUUGCUCUUCAUCAUUCUCGUCAUUAUUGUUCGACGCAGAGCCCGCAUCUCGCUUGGCGAUUCGGAUGGUCCGCUCGAUGUUGGUCGUGAAGAAGAGCUCGAAGGUACAGGUGGCUUGGAUGGAAUUGAGCAGCGAUGGUUGGAGACUGUUGACGAGCCUACACAGCGUGGCUACCGUCGUGCAAAGGAUUGGAUACUCGCUUACCCACCAGGCACGCAAUCUACCGAUAUCACCCUCAGCCAAUUCCUCAGCAUUCAGGAAAAGGGCGUCAGUGCAUGGUCCUUCGAUCCAGAUUACGAGAGCAAUCCGUCCGUCUUUGUCGAGGCUCGAACGGAGAUCACCUUUAUCGCAGAUGGCCAAGGUAUGGCUCCUCAAGAAGGCGGCGGUGUUUGUGUGCAGAGCAAUCUGCCACUUCCCAAGAUCAACGAGGUGUACUAUUGGGAAGUCAAGAUGUUCAACAAGCCCGACACUACGAAUGUUGCUGUGGGAUUGACGACUAAGCCGUACCCUCAGUUUAGGUUGCCAGGGUGGAGCAAGUACUCGAUUGGCUAUUUCUCGAGCGAUGGCUUCAAGUGUCAUAACUAUCCCUUCGCUGCACAGUCGUAUGGUCCUGCCUAUGGGCAGGGUGAUGUGAUUGGGAUUGGGUACAGGCCGAGGACGGGUACUGUGUUCUUCACGAGGAACGGUAAGAGGUUGGAGGAUGCUUUUGUUGGGUUGAACAGGUAUAAUCUGUUCCCGACAGUAGGGGCUGACGGAGCAUGCGAGAUUCACGUCAACUUGGGUCAGGCUGGGUUUGUGUUUAUUGAGGCGAAUGUAAAGAAGUGGGGUCUGGCACCGAUGGUUGGGACCUUGGCUCCGCCACCUGCGUAUGGACAGGAGAGAGGGACGAUCCUGAUGGAAAGUGGUCAGGGUAAUACGACGGAUUCAACACAGGGGUCUUCUGCGCAAGGAUUGCAGCCGGGCAUGGGUGGAAGAGAGUCGCCGCCUCCUCCGAUCUCGCCUUAUGAGGAGAGAUCGCCGUCUUCCUCUCAUAACAGAUUGCCUAGUCAGGGUGGUGCGACGAGCUCGCCUGCGCCUGCGAGGACAUCUUCCCUGCGCCCCGCGCCGAACGGUCAGGCAGGAUCAUCGGCUGCUAUCCACACGUCGAGGUCUACAAGCCGACCCAUGGAACUAGAGGAUUCAUCUGAUGGAAGUCCGCCCAACCCUCCCACACCUCACCGGCUCGAUAUUUCGCUGCAUUCACUUUCCGAUUCAUUCAACCGAGCAAGCGCUGCAGAAGACUCGUACUUCCCCACAACCCCCCCUUCACCCGCAGACCCUCUUCCAGCCACGGCUGCCGCACAGCGCGGCACAAACUCACCCCCCUCGUACGCAACCGCAGUCGAACACGGCGCACUCGGAGGUACACCCGCUUCGCACCACCAAGCACGUCGCGGAUCCGGUCGUACACAUCAACUCGCCAACGCCGUUCUAGGUAUGCUUAGUGACAGAGGCUUACUUGAGCCCCUCAACCACAAUAACCCGUCACCACAACCUAGUCCGAGUGUGGAUGGAUCCGGUUAUCCUGGUGGACUGAGCGAGGCCGAGUAUGAGAGGAUGUUGAGGCAAAAUACUGCGAGGAACAGCCGUGUUGCGGGAAGUGCCAGUGGCAACGGGAACCACGUUAAUGCGGGAGCGAGCGGAGACUAUAGUUUGGCUGGUUGGGCAAGUUGGUUAGGUCUCAGGACUCCUGGGGGAAGCGUGAGGCGGUCUAGUGCGUCGAGCUCAAAUACGGCCACUGUUACGCCCGGGUUGAGGGAUGCUAAUACCAGGACGAAUAGCUGUAGUAGUACUUCCAGUGGUAGAUCUGCUUCCCAUCGCACCUGA